AGGCCAAUCAGCUGUCAGAGCUCAUGAUAAAUCGCAAUGCAUUAUUGAUAAUAAUAAUUACUGGGACAUGCGCGUUUCGGCCGAAGGGGUCUAAAAUUUCCCAACUCCAGGAAUUGGUGGCGGAGAGGGGGCAAGUCACCAGGGCUCUUCCCGGCGCCCCAAUGCGCGCACCAUGUCGAGGCGCAAGCAGGCGAAGCCCCAGCACAUCAACUGGGAGGAGGGCCAGGGCGAGCAGCCUCAGCAGCAACCGAGCCCGGACCUCGCCGAGGCGCCGGCGGCGGAGGAACCCGGUGCUCCAGUGAACUCCCCAGGGAACGGCGAUGAAGCCGCAGAGGACUCCACCGCCCCGGUGAAGCGGCCCCGGCGGGAGGACACUCACAUCUGCAACAAAUGCUGUGCCGAGUUCUUUAGUCUCUCUGAAUUCAUGGAACACAAGAAAAGUUGCACUAAAACCCCUCCUGUCCUCAUCAUGAGUGACAGUGAGGGGCCAGUGCCUUCAGAGGACUUUUCCAGAGCUGCCCUGAGCCACCAGCUGGGCAGCCCAAGCAAUAAAGACAGUCUCCAGGAGAACGGCAGCAGCUUGGGGGACUUGAAGAAGCUGGGCACGGACUCCAUCCUGUACUUGAAGACAGAGGCUACCCAGCCAUCCACAUCCCAGGACAUAAGCUAUUUACCCAAAGGCAAAGUAGCCAACACCAAUGUGACUCUGCAGGCGCUCCGCGGCACCAAGGUGGCAGUGAACCAGCGGGGUGCAGAGGCACCCAUGGCGCCCGUGCCCGCUGCCCAAGGCAUCCCUUGGGUCCUGGAGCAGAUCCUGUGCCUGCAGCAGCAGCAACUCCAACAGAUCCAGCUUACAGAACAGAUCCGCGUCCAGGUGAACAUGUGGGCAGCGCACGCGCUCCACUCCGGAGUGGCGGGGGCCGACACGCUGAAGGCCUUAAGCAGCCACGUGUCUCAGCAAGUGUCCGUGUCCCAGCAGGUGUCGGCUGCCGUGGCCCUGCUCAGCCAGAAAGCCUCAAACCCAGCUCUGUCGCUCGAUGCCUUGAAACAAGCCAAGCUACCUCAUGCCAGCGUCCCCUCCACAGCCAGCCCGUUGUCCUCAGGGUUAACGUCCUUCACCUUGAAGCCUGACGGGACACGGGUUCUCCCCAACUUCGUGUCUCGCCUUCCCAGUGCCCUGCUACCUCAGACUCCGGGCUCUGUGCUCCUGCAGAGUCCCUUCUCCGCUGUGACGCUCGACCAGUCCAAGAAAGGAAAAGGGAAACCCCAGAACCUCUCUGCCUCUGCCUCGGUGUUAGAUGUCAAGGCCAAGGACGAAGUCGUCCUCGGUAAGCACAAGUGUAGGUACUGUCCCAAGGUGUUCGGGACAGAUAGCUCCCUUCAGAUUCACCUUCGCUCCCACACUGGAGAGAGACCUUACGUGUGCCCUAUCUGUGGUCACCGCUUCACCACCAAGGGCAACCUCAAGGUCCACUUACAACGACACCCCGAGGUGAAGGCAAACCCCCAGCUGUUGGCCGAAUUCCAGGACAAAGGGGCAGUGAGUGCCGCUUCUCACUAUGCACUCCCUGUCCCCGUCCCUGCCGAUGAAUCGAGUCUCUCUGUAGACGCUGAGCCUGUCCCGGUCACGGGAACCCCUUCUAUAGGGCUACCUCAAAAGCUCACGUCAGGGCCUAAUCCCAGGGACCUCAUGGGUGGCUCCUUGCCCAAUGACAUGCAGCCAGGGCCUUCUCCAGAAAGUGAGGCGGGCCUUCCACUCCUUGGGGUGGGGAUGAUACAUAAUCCCCCAAAGGCUGGGGGCUUCCAGAGCACUGGGGCCCCAGAGUCAGGGUCUGAGACCCUGAAAUUGCAGCAACUAGUGGAGAACAUAGACAAGGCCACUACUGACCCCAACGAGUGUCUCAUUUGUCAUCGGGUCCUCAGCUGCCAGAGUUCCCUGAAGAUGCAUUACCGUACCCACACAGGGGAGAGACCGUUCCAGUGCAAGAUCUGUGGCCGGGCCUUCUCCACCAAAGGCAACCUGAAGACACACCUCGGGGUUCACCGAACCAACACGACCGUAAAGACCCAACAUUCGUGCCCCAUCUGCCAGAAGAAGUUCACCAACGCCGUCAUGUUACAGCAGCAUAUCCGGAUGCACAUGGGUGGCCAGAUCCCCAACACCCCUCUGCCAGAGAGUCCCUGUGACUUCACGGCUCCCGAGCCCGUGGCCGUCGGUGAGAAUGGCAGCGCCAGCGGUGUCUGCCAGGAUGAAGCAGCGGAAGGGAUGGAAGCCGAGGAGGUCUGUUCUCAGGAUGUUCCCGGUGGCCCAUCAACGGUCUCCCUGCCGGUUCCCAGUGCCCACCUGGCGUCGCCCUCUCUGGGCUUCUCUGUGUUGGCCCCCCUGGAUACACAGGCGAAAGGGCCUCUUCCCACGCUGGCCCUGCAGCGGCAGAGCAGUCGAGAAAACGGCUCCCUGGAGGGCGGUGACAGUGGCCCGGCCAAUGACUCUUCCUUGCUCGUGGGUGACCAGGAGUGUCAGAGCCGAAGCCCAGAUGCCACGGAGGCCAUGUGCUACCAGGCAGUGUCACCCGCCAAUAGCCAAGCUGGAAGUGUCAAGUCCCGGUCUCCCGAGGGUCACAAGGCCGAGGGCGUGGAGAGCUGCCGCAUUGACACCGAAGGUCGUACCAGCCUCCCUCCAACAUUUAUCCGAGCACAGCCCACCUUUGUCAAAGUUGAAGUACCUGGCACCUUUGUGGGACCCCCCAGCAUGCCCUCGGGUAUGCCGCCUUUGCUAGCAUCGCAGCCACAGCCACGCCGCCAGGCCAAGCAGCACUGCUGCACACGGUGUGGAAAGAACUUCUCGUCUGCCAGUGCCCUGCAGAUCCACGAGCGAACACACACGGGAGAGAAGCCUUUCGUGUGUAACAUAUGCGGGCGGGCCUUCACCACAAAAGGCAACCUGAAGGUACACUACAUGACUCACGGGGCCAACAAUAACUCCGCCCGCCGGGGAAGGAAGCUGGCCAUAGAGAACCCCAUGGCCGCCCUGAGUGCCGAGGGAAAGAGAGCGCCCGAGGUGUUUCCCAAGGAACUCCUGUCUCCCACGGUGAGUGUGGACCCUGCCUCGUGGAACCAGUACACCAGCGUCCUGAAUGGCGGUCUGGCCAUGAAGACCAACGAGAUCUCCGUGAUCCAGAGCGGAGGCAUCCCCACCCUGCCUGUGUCGCUGGGGGCCAGCUCUGUGGUGAGCAACAGCUCGAUUUCCAAGCUCGACGGCUCUCAGACCGGUGUGAGCAUGCCCAUGAGCGGGAACGGAGAAAAGCUCGCCGUGCCCGACGGCGUGGCCAAACACCAGUUCCCUCACUUCCUGGAGGAAAAUAAGAUUGCCGUCAGCUGAGGAGGAAGAGGAGUCUAGAAUCUGCUUUAUUCUUUAGUUUUUUUUUCUUAACCCACCUCCUUUUUUUUUUCCUUCCUCUUCCUGAUAUGCAAGUGAUGUGGCUUGUGACCAUAGCCUUGGGCAAUCCUACAAUCACGAGAGUUGCUAUGCUGCUUUCCAAAAAAAAAAGAUGAAAAACGGAGGAAAAGUGAAAAACAACAAAAACAAACCAAAAAAAAAAAAAUAAUAAAAAGCCAGACUUUUUUUUUUGUUUGUUUUGUUUUUAAACCAUUUUGGAAAGAAGCGGGUUUUGAAAAGUAGUUUUGUUAACUUGGGACAAAUUAUAUUCUAGAAGCUUUGUGUGACUUCACGGCUGUUUCCAAAGACUGUCAUCAACCUGUUUCGAAGUGAAACGGUUGGGACUCAUUGGACCACAGUGAAAGUGACAACUCCUAACCCAGUCCUGGGGUGAGGGUGCUGUGUCCUUCUGUGGUGACUAAUGCGGGUAAAUGUAGGGACCUGGUUUUAUGCCUCCCAACCCUGUCUUCAUCCUCUUUUUUUUUUUUAAUGUACUUUAAGAGAAAAGGAGAGAAGAAUGCCAGAAAACUAAGGUGGUUCAAUUAACCCACUUCCUUCAGCCUUAUGCCCUUGGAUAGGACAUCUUCCAUACACUGGCCAUGGUCCCUCGGAAAAUCCACAAUUUCUCCUGCUGCUUCCUUAAAUAUUUCAGAGCCCCUAGAGUAUGCCCCCAACCCCGCUACUCCAUCUCCCACAAACCACCUUCUCCCCAGGCCCCAGGGUGGGGACAGGCACCAGAGUGGGCACCUCAGGAGAUUUUCCGAGGUUGUCUUCAGUGCCCGCUACAUUGGAGAACUGCCUGUUUCCUAGUGGCACCAGGAGGGUCGCCUCCACUCCACGUGCAUGCUAUCUUUUCUGUUUAUUUCAGUUAUUCCAAGACCCAAAGACCUUCACUCCCACCCCACCCCCUGCCGUCAUGAAGGUUAUAGAGUUGAGACCAGCAAAUCUUGGAUGUGAGGGCUUUAAUUUAUCUACCUCAAUUAUCUUUAUUUUUGUAGCCAAAAGUCUCUCUAUUUUGCUAGUUUUGUGACCACCCAAGUAUUGCCAGGUCUUAAACCUAAGAGUUCUUAUACUGUUAAGAAGGCCCCGAAGCUCAAGAAGUCUUCGUGGUUGGUUCUGUGGGUUUUUUGUUUUUGUUUUUAAUUACAUUUUUGUUCGUGUAAUAAUUCUGAACAGCUGUUGUAACAGUGUUUUCGAUGGUUUAGUGAGGAAGGAGAGAUUUCUCCGGUCUCUGGGUAGAAAAUUCUGCCUGCCGUGUUGAAUGCCCUUGCCAAAUGAAGAUGGAGACUCUCACCCAGUGUCUCCUCUGAGUUGUUGCACCUGAUUUUAGGAUCCAAACCUUUUGUUUUGUUGUUACUUCUUUCUUUUUCUCUCUAUUUUUUUUUUCUUUUUUUCGCCAAGUCGUGCCUUUCCUUCUGGGAUUGUAAGUGAACCCCGUGAUCAAGGGUUCACCGGUUCACCUGUUUACACUGUGAAGUGGGUAUCUUACAGAAAACACACCAGCCUUGGUUUUCUCACGCCCCGUGAAUGAAUGUGUACGCCACAGUUUUACCUGCUGAUACUGUUACGUCUGAAAAUAAAGUGAAUGUUUUCCCUCCAU
Mus caroli (Ryukyu mouse) is the source of this 5036-nucleotide messenger RNA. RefSeq names its product spalt like transcription factor 4 (gene Sall4). Gene Ontology annotation, molecular function: DNA-binding transcription factor activity, RNA polymerase II-specific; RNA polymerase II cis-regulatory region sequence-specific DNA binding. Gene Ontology annotation, cellular component: nucleus. Gene Ontology annotation, biological process: regulation of transcription by RNA polymerase II. NCBI's taxonomy places the organism in Eukaryota, Metazoa, Chordata, Mammalia, Rodentia, Muridae. The record is from RefSeq and is a predicted model, not a curated record.